UAAUAAAAUAAAUUAAAAAUAAAACCAGACGCCGAUGGACGGUCGCAGUCUCUAUUUGAGAAUUUGUGAUGCGCCCGCACUGCACAAAACUAACGCAGACCGCCCCCGGAUACAACAAGCAGGCUCGGGCUCACUCAAUCUUGCGGCAUCACCGGUGCGCGUGGUUCAUUAGCUGACACGGAUCUCGGCGCAGACAUCCAACCACCCGAGCUCUCUGAGUACACCCAGCAUCAGCUCGUGUAGACUUUCCGGGUGAUCAUAAUUAUUCAGCCCAAGUGUCUUAUCUCCUGCAAGAUUCUGCCUUGCACCUAUUCGUGCAGGAAAGUCGAUUGAUUCGUUUCGUCGCGAAGGAUCUCGUCUCGCUUUCAUCAUGGCACAGUGGGGUUAUACUGGCGAUAAAGGGCCGGACCAUUGGUGUGAAAAGUUCCCAGACGCUAAGGGGAAGCGCCAAUCACCCAUCGACAUCGUGACAACAGAUACCAAGGUGGACGCGUCUCUGGGACCCCUCAACAUCGACUACAGCUCUGCUCGGUGCACCGAGAUCUUCAAUAACGGCUUCACUUUCCAAGUGAAUGCAGAAUCCGGUGGCACCAAUUUGAGCGGCGGACCGCUGUCCAACAACCAUCGGCUUGCACAGUUUCAUUGCCACUGGGGUAGCAAGGACGGACAAGGCUCCGAGCACACAGUGAAUGGGGCACCAUACGAUGCCGAGCUCCAUCUGGUCCAUUGGAACAGUGAUCUUUUCCAGUCGGUAGGAGACGCCCUACCGAAGGACAAGGGCCUGGCCGUGCUGACGGCAUUCCUCAAGGUUGGCAAGGAGAAUGCCGGCUGGUCCAAGUUGGUGGCGCUCCUGAACAAAGUCAAGUGCAAAGAUGACAAAUGCUGUCUGGAAGCAGGGUUCGAUCCAACUGUUUUACUGCCAGAGAAUAAGAAGGACUACUGGACUUACGAGGGUUCUUUGACGACACCACCGUGCUAUGAGAGUGCACGCUUCAUUAUCUAUCGGGAGCCCGUCGAGAUAUCCGCCCAACAGAUCAAGACCCUCCGAGAUUUGCUGUCUUACAAGCAAGGAGGCCAAGCCGAAUGUGGCUGUCCCGAACAUCUAGGAGACAACUACCGCCCUACUAUGCCCCUCAACGGGCGGGUCGUCACAGCGUCAUUCCAGGCUUAGUUGCCUUGGUUGGAAAAAAAUCGCGGCAAAAUGAAUCGCGGAUGAGACAUUGGAAGAAUGCUGAGGUGUAAUUUUAAAUUCCCCAUAUCACAAGGUAAAUCCAUGCUCAGUAGAAGCCAUGUAACACGCUGUUCAUGUCAUCUCUUUACUGAACUCAGGAGUAAAACGACAACGUCACUCUCAAUAGGGAGGCGGUAUUUUAGCUUUGUCUUCUCAACGUUGGUAAACAACCUCGGGUCUGCUGGAGUUCUGGGCUAAUUUUGUGUAAGAAACCUUCUGUCUGAACUUCAGAAUUUCGUCAUGGUCAGAAAUUUACUACUCUACUCUGUGUGUGGGAGUUUUAAGAUUCAAAACACCGAGAUGGUGUAAGAUGACUUGCAUGUGAAUGGAAUUAUUUAACAAAUAGCAAGGAAUGAAUUUAGAACUACUUUUUGCUUAACGGAAUGAUUGGGUUCUCGUUGAGAACUUUACGAUAGACUGCAACUGUUUUGAAUGCUUGAUUUCAAAAAUUAAAAAAAGAUAAUUGUUUUGCUGUCGUUUCCCAAAUCACCAAAUUGCUUUGUAAAAAAGUAAAGAGCGUCCAAAGGACAAAUUGAACGAAGCGAUAUUUCUAAGUUAAACCGCGAGUGAAAACAGAAAAGAAAAACACAUCAAUAUAAUCUCGUUUUCACAUCUAAUGCCUGCUUAUUUCUUUUCUUGUAGGGGGUCUUUUUUCUGCAGCUGGCAAUCAUGUUUAGCCGAAUUCAGUCCCUCCUAAUGAGUUUUGGACAAAAUUAAUUCGAUAUUACAUGUAUGACAAUUACAUUCAAAUGACAUUGAUGAAAUUAUAUUGUACUCGUUCAAGUCUUAUGUCCAGAUCGAAGUCCAGGUCUUCGUCAGUUGUGUUUGGAUUUUACACGGCAGCUUUCGUAUUAAACCAAAUACAUGUAUUUCACUGUUAAAUAAGCAAUCCCAACGGACAAUUAUGCAAGAAGAAAAAUAAUCUAAAGUCUGGUUUCAUAGAUAAUUAACGAUAUCAAUAGUGGAUCAUAGAUUAAAGUCAUGAAAUGACUUCAGGUAAUAAAUGUUUUUUCUAAAAAUUUCUAAAAACUGUCUACAGUAUAUUUUUGCGUUUUACUCUACGGUUUGGCAGCCGUAUUGUUAGACAUCUAUUUUGAACUUUGUGCAUAUAGCAAUAAAUCAAGUUCUGUAUUUAAGUCUCAUCAAAUUCUGACAGGUAGAGUUACGCAUAGUUAGGUGUUUGGGAAAGUUUGUAGAGCGAGUGAUUUUUGGCUGAAUUUGCGUGAUUAAUCAAUUUGCAAGCGGCCUUAAGGAAUGGACAUUCUAAAGGGAAAUAAACUUAAUCAUUGUGCAAAGCAAAAUGGA
Messenger RNA from Acanthaster planci (crown-of-thorns starfish), 2536 nucleotides. RefSeq names its product carbonic anhydrase 1-like. Lineage: Eukaryota; Metazoa; Echinodermata; Asteroidea; Valvatida; Acanthasteridae. Gene Ontology annotation, cellular component: cytoplasm. Gene Ontology annotation, molecular function: carbonate dehydratase activity; zinc ion binding. The record is from RefSeq and is a predicted model, not a curated record.